CGCCCAUCUGCAAUGCCCCGAUCACAAUGAAAACGAGACUCUUGCGGGUUGCCGUUUCGCGGUCACUCACUGAGGAGAUACAAAUAUGUCAUCUUUACCGGUUUUCGUUGCAAUCUACGUGUUCGGAGGCAUCACCUUCAUCCCGCUCCUACUUGUUCUCCUCUUCUUCUAUGCCUACCUAACACUACCCCUUAGGAGCGACCCCAUAGACGAAGAUAUAGGUCAGCUCUUAGAUGAAGGAGUUCCUCCCCGGCCACAAGAGCGCUCCCAUGCGGAUUCAAACGGGUUUCCAGCUGAACUCAAACCUCCCACUCAUAUUCCCGAUGUCGCCGCCGGAUACUUCGCUGUUUGUCGAGAAUACGUGCCUGGGGGAAUAAAUGGGAAGCCUCCUGAACGUAUCACACCCGCUGGGACGGUGGUUGCAACGGAGAGCCCGAGUGUAUAUCAGUCUAUGUAUAGGAGCAUCUUCGACAGGAACAAAACAACAAGCCCAACGCUAGACGUCACGAUUGGGAGAGUCAAGAAAGCUCGCAAUGUGUUCUACGUCGUUCUAAGACAUGGACACCUCAUGCUUUACGACGAUUCCGAGCAACUGGAAGUGCGACACGUUAUAUCUCUUGCACAUUAUGAGGUAGGCGUAUAUGGUGGGGGAGAGACAAUACCAGAGGGGGAACUAUGGAUCAAGCGCAACUGCAUUCAGCUAAAGCAAAGACUGCUCUUGGGUAGCCUUACUGCGGAUUCGAAGCCUUUCUAUUUCUUCUCUGAAAACUGUUCAGAGAAAGAGGACUUCUAUCACGCCAUGUUACAAAGCCAAGAACAUGGUGUGGGCUCUUGCAGAACGCCGCCCUUGCCACUGCAAUUCCAUACACCUGAUCUCGUCAAAUUGGUGCAGCAACUUCAUGCAUCCGAAGAAAACCUACAAACGCGCUGGAUCAAUGCACUAAUAGGAAGGCUUUUUCUCUCUCUUUAUAAAACCUCCACAGUCGAGCAGCUCAUUCGGACAAAGAUAACGAAGAAGAUCGCGCGUGUCCCAAAGCCUGCUUUAAUCACAGGCAUAAGCCUACAAAAGAUUGAUAUGGGGGACCUACCACCAUUCAUAACGAAUCCAAAACUGAGAGAAUUGACUGUAGACGGCGACCUUACUGUCGAGGCCGAUGUCAGCUACAAAGGUAACUUUCGUCUGGAGGUUUCUGCCAUUGCCCGCAUUGAACUUGGAUCUCGGUUUAAAGCCCGCGAGGUAACCCUUGUCCUUGCUGGUAUCCUAAAGAGACUGGAAGGUCAUGUAUUGGUGAGGAUAAAACCUCCACCGAGCAAUCGAUUGUGGGUUACUUUUGAAUCGACCCCGAAAAUGGAGAUGACCCUCGAGCCCAUCGUGAGCUCGCGGCAGAUUACCUACGGAGUGAUCCUUCGGGCGAUAGAGAGCAGAAUCCGGGAAGUCAUAAAUGAGACACUCGUGUUGCCAAACUGGGAUGAUAUACCUUUCAGCGACACGGCGCUACACCAAUUUCGAGGAGGCAUCUGGAAGGAAGGCGAGAACACAGCCGUUAGUAGCGAGCAUCCAGGUCGAGACUACGAGCACGAGACUGUUUAUGAUGGCAAAGAGUCCGAUUCUGAAGACUCGGAUCCUCAGCCGCCAAUCCUUUCAUCGAGCGAAAGCGUCCAAAGCAUGCCAAUUCUUAGCGAAGCAACAUUCAAAUCUAGAGGCCAUAUGGAUGUGAAGCUGGAUUCCUCCGACCUUCAGGAAUCCAUUGGCAUGUCUUCUUCGACUGAUUUCAGGUCAAAUACCAGACCCAAAGCCAUGCGGCCUGGAUCAUUUUCGAGCGUUGCAACUCCCGUCGUGAACAUGAACACCGCCAGUGCAGCGGCAGCUAAGGGCGAGGUACGAAAACGCCAGCAAGAUGCCGCUACCACCAUGAAGUCCAUCGCGAAGUCCCAGCCCACAUCACCCACAGAGUCACCUGUUGGCUCACCGCCUCAACCUACUUUGAUCUUCGAUCCCGAAGCACGAAUGAGUUCGAAUGCCACACUCGGAGUAUCUAGGGAAGAUGGCCAAGAUGAAGACUUGGUAGAGGUGUCUACCAGGAGAGUCCUGCCCAUCUCGGUUUCUUCGUCAGGCUCUGGGAUGUCAAAAGAUUCCUCUAGAAAUCCCAGCUAUUUAGGAUUUGAAAAUGGUCAAUCGCUAUCCCUGCCGCGUAAUGCGUUUACUUCCUUAGAUAAGAAGCAAACAUUCAAUCAGUCCUUAAACUCCGCGACAACUGCGGCUAGAAAAUGGUUUGCAUCUCGGCAGAAUCAAGACUCAUCAUCCACAACAUUUAACACUGCUUCCGCUCGUCCGCAAGUGUCAACUCUCCACCGAAGUGGACCCGGCCACGAUACUGAAGGUUUGAAUCAGGCUUUUGGGAGGACAUCCACCCCGCCGAUGCUGUCUCAGUCAAGUCCUGAGUCACAAAACUUGUCACUGGGCUUUCCUACUCACCCUAUUGGGAGAGGACAGCCGUUGCCUCCACCUGGCACGCCUUUACCUCCUCCUCCAAGACCUGAUAAAAGAAAUACAGUCUGGACUGUUCCUGGUGCGGCAAGUCUUGCAAACUUAGCUCGACGAAAACCUCUACCUAUCAACGUAUCUCAAUCCGUCGUGGAGCAAGCCGGCCCCCCUGACUCAUUAUCUUUGUCAGCAAGUCCGGCCGAACCGCACUUAGGCAAGGGAGAUCAUCCAGUCACGCAAAAGGUGAUGAAAGGCCCAAGGCGAAAGUCAUCUUCUAUGUCUACUCAGUCUGCUGUGGCACCGCCUCUUCCACCAAGAAGACAACGGCUUUCAGCCUCCGAUAAUAUGGACGACUGCUUCACUGGUUUACAAGAAGACCUGCUGGUCGUCAAGGCCCCUUCGGCAGACAAAAGUGCUCCUACAAGUCCACUAGAAGAAUCACAGCCAAUAGAAAGCAAUGAGCAUGAGCUUGCAUUUCAUGAUUAG
Lindgomyces ingoldianus is the source of this 2971-nucleotide messenger RNA. RefSeq lists its product as uncharacterized. Lineage: Eukaryota; Fungi; Ascomycota; Dothideomycetes; Pleosporales; Lindgomycetaceae. The coding region runs from base 86 to 2971 and encodes 961 amino acids. Gene Ontology annotation, biological process: phospholipid transport. Gene Ontology annotation, cellular component: endoplasmic reticulum; ERMES complex. The record is from RefSeq and is a predicted model, not a curated record. The transcript has 2 exons. Gene Ontology annotation, molecular function: lipid binding.